AUGAAGAUGAAUACAAAAGGCAUACUCUUCGUCUAUACGAUGCCACUGGUAUUAUUGCAUGAAAGCUAUGGAUUCUUCGUUCCAGGUUAUCCUACCAAGCACAUUUCAGUUUCGCCUCAAGGAAAACUAUUGUCGACGAGAUCCAUUCCUUCCACCACCACCAAACCAUCGCUGUAUUCACCAAGUACCAGUACGAGUUCUCUUGCAUUAAAGAGCUCGGCUAGCAGUGAUGACGUCCAAAGUAUAACAGCAACAAAUAAACUGGAUAGUAUUCUAUCCAAAUUGACGUCUGCGUUUCCAUUCUUCGUACUGGGAUCCGCCAUUCUCGGCUUGAUGAAACCUUCUAGCCUCCAAUGGACCAACCAAGGGACGCUCAUCAGUUGGAUGCUGGCCAGCGUUAUGUGCGCCACUGGAUUGACACUCGAAAAGAAGGAUUUCACCAAUGUGCUGGCCAAAGAUUUUGCCGCCGUGCCCGCGGGAGUCCUGUGUCAGUUUCUGAUCAUGCCCCUGACAGCAUGGGCCAUUGGUCGCACGUUCCUACUUCCACUUCCCGACUAUGGUCCAUCUCUCUUUCUUGGCAUUGCGCUGGUGGGUUGCUCACCAGGAGGGACAGCCAGUAACCUUGUCUCACUGAUUGCCAAGGCGGAUGUCGCACUCUCGGUCCUCUUGACCUCGUGUUCGACCAUUCUAGCCGCCGGUGUCACACCUCUGCUCGUCAAGGUAUUGGUGGGCAACGCCAUUCACGUGUCGGGAUGGACCUUGUGCGAAGCCACAGCCCGCGUCAUUUUAUUGCCAGUACUAAUGGGAAUGAUUGUCAAUGCCAAAUUACCCAACCUGGCAAGUAAAGUCUCAAGAUUCACUCCCUUUGCUUCUGUGGUGUUGGUGUCCUUGAUUUGUGGAGGUGUGGUAUCCCAAAAUUCCAGCAUGUUUUUGUCCUCCAAGGCUCUGUUGCCCUUGAUUGUGGGGUCUGUCAUGAUGCUUCACUGUGUUGGAUUUGCCAUGGGAUACUUUGUGCCGAAAGUAGGCCUCAAGUUUAGUGAAGUGACCAGUCGGACCAUUUCCAUUGAAACGGGAAUGCAAAACUCGGCUCUGGCGGUGGUAUUGGCCCGAUCCAUGGGGGCGUCUCCCGUGGCAAGUUUGCCAGGAGCCUUGUCGGCCACCGUACAUUCCUGUUUGGGGUCCAUCCUUGCUGGGUAUUGGCACAGCAAAAACAAAAAGGGUAAAGAAGAAUCUUCUGAAUCCAACAAAAAGGAUUUCACGGAUCGUCCAGAAGAUGACUAUCCGGAACUAUUGAUAUAG
Cylindrotheca closterium is the source of this 1299-nucleotide messenger RNA. Lineage: Eukaryota; Bacillariophyta; Bacillariophyceae; Bacillariales; Bacillariaceae. The record is from the annotation of a GenBank genome assembly.